This is a messenger RNA of Protobothrops mucrosquamatus (brown spotted pit viper), 986 nucleotides long. It is a transcript of the gene LIN7B, whose product is annotated as lin-7 homolog B, crumbs cell polarity complex component. Gene Ontology annotation, biological process: protein localization to basolateral plasma membrane; neurotransmitter secretion; maintenance of epithelial cell apical/basal polarity. NCBI's taxonomy places the organism in Eukaryota, Metazoa, Chordata, Lepidosauria, Squamata, Viperidae. The transcript is spliced from 6 exons. The coding region runs from base 1 to 696 and encodes 231 amino acids. Gene Ontology annotation, cellular component: synapse; MPP7-DLG1-LIN7 complex; basolateral plasma membrane. Gene Ontology annotation, molecular function: L27 domain binding. The record is from RefSeq and is a predicted model, not a curated record.
AUGGCAGCGCUGGCGGAGCCUCUAGGGCUGGAGAGAGGUAAGGAUGGAGAUGGGUUUGCCUCGGAACGGAGAUUCGCGUCGAAUGUGCCUGGUGGACCGGAGAGAAGUGAUGUGGCUCGAGCGGUCGAAUUGCUGGAGCGGCUGCAACGCAGUGGGGAGGUGCCCCCCCAGAAAUUGCAAGCCCUUCAGAGGGUGCUACAGAGCAAAUUCUGCUGUGCCAUACGGGAGGUUUAUGAGCAGCUGUAUGACACUUUGGAUAUCUCGGGAAGUGCUGAAAUUCGGGCACAUGCUACUGCUAAGGCAACAGUGGCGGCCUUUGCAGCUAGUGAGGGCCACGCGCAUCCCCGGGUGGUGGAGCUGCCAAAGACAGAUGAGGGCCUAGGUUUUAACAUCAUGGGGGGCAAGGAGCAGAACUCCCCCAUCUAUAUUUCUCGCAUCAUCCCAGGGGGUGUUGCUGAUCGCCAUGGCGGGCUGAAGCGUGGAGAUCAACUGCUGUCUGUCAAUGGUGUGAGUGUGGAGGGUGAGCAACAUGAGCGGGCUGUGGAACUUCUGAAAGCAGCACAAGGCACAGUGAAACUGGUUGUGCGCUACACACCCAAAGUACUGGAGGAGAUGGAGGCACGCUUUGAGAAGAUGAGAACAGCGCGGCGCCGGCAGCAACACAACAGUUACUCAUCCUUGGAGUCCCGGGGAUAAAUUUGCACAAGAGUUAACUGGGCAGCUGAUGAACCUGAUCCAUCCUCCCUAUCCUUUGGAAUGAUUUUAUCUGUAUAGCGGAGACAUAUUUAUCUAGUUCCCUUCCCUGUGUUGGGAGGUGGACGUCAGUGUACAGUAUUUAUUCUUUACAUUCCUCUUAUUUAAAAAGAUGUUCGGUGUAAACAAUUCUAUAUGUUUGUGCAAGACCUUAACCUUUGUGAAGCUGAAGACAAUAGCUACAAAACUACCAAGAGAAUCAUCAAUAUCUCUGAUAUAUAAAACAAUGAAAG